GUCAGUACGUGCUUGAGCCUGCCCGAAAAUGUUCUCCCGUGUUGUUGGAUUUCGAGGGAGCGCAAGACUUUGCGAUGAAAUAAUACAUAUUUACCCGUGAGGAAAACACAACCAAAGCGCAUGUUUGGAAACAGAAGUUCUUCAUAUUCCCACUAAGUUGUAAAACUGUGUUUUGGGGAGGCCCCAACGGGAAGUUUGUGUGAUCGUAUUUCCCGGAGUGAUGUCGAAUCCUGGGACUCGGAGGAACGGGUCCAGCAUCAAAAUCCGACUGACAGUAUUAUGUGCCAAGAACCUCGCAAAGAAAGACUUCUUUCGUCUGCCAGAUCCAUUUGCAAAAGUUGUGGUGGAUGGAUCAGGUCAAUGCCACUCUACAGAUACAGUCAAGAGCACACUGGACCCCAAAUGGAACCAGCACUAUGACCUCUAUAUCGGAAAGACAGACUCCAUCACUAUCAGUAUAUGGAAUCACAAAAAGAUCCAUAAACGACAGGGGGCGGGCUUCCUGGGCUGCAUACGACUUCUUUCCAAUGCCAUCAGCAGGCUAAAAGACACAGGCUACCAGCGUCUAGAUUUAUGUAAACUGAAUCCCUCGGACAGCGACGCAGUGCGGGGGCAGAUCGUAGUGAGCUUACAGACACGAGACCGCAUUGGCAGUGGAGGCCCUGUGGUGGACUGCAGAGGACUGUUGGAAAACGAUGGGCCCGUGUUUGAGGGAUGUUUCAGUGAAGAGCCGCUGCCCUACUCCGAUUCCACUGGUGCAGCAGGGGGAGGGAACUGUCGGCUCGAUUCACCCAGUCAGGAGAGUCGUCUACAGACGCAGCGAAUCAGAGGCCAGGACUCCAGAGGUCAUGGCCACACCCCUCAAAACAGGCCGCACGGGCACCAACCACCUGACCUACCAGAAGGAUAUGAACAACGAACAACAGUGCAAGGCCAGGUGUACUUCCUCCACACACAGACAGGUGUCAGCACCUGGCACGACCCUCGGAUACCUCGUGACCUGGCCAGCGUGAGCUGUGAGGAGCUUGGUCCACUGCCAGUGGGCUGGGAGGUCAGAAGCACCGUGUCUGGACGGAUCUACUUUGUAGACCACAACAACCGAACCACACAGUUCACAGACCCUCGCCUGCACACCAUUAUCAGCCAGCAAUCUCAAGUGAAAGAAUCCUCCCAGGCCCCGCAGAUGGAUGUAGGGGGCGAGGAGGGGGGAGGUGGAGGAGUUGGUGGUGGCGGAGGAGGAGAGGGAGAUGUGGCUGCUCGCUAUGAGCGAGACUUAGUCCAUAAAUUGAAGCUACUCCGCCACGAGUUGUCUUUGCAGCAACCGCAAGCUGGGCACUGUCGCAUUGAGGUGUCCCGUGAGGAGAUCUUUGAGGAGUCCUAUCGACAGAUAAUGAAGAUGAGACCCAAAGACCUGAAGAAGAGACUAAUGGUGAAGUUCAGAGGAGAGGAGGGCCUCGACUAUGGUGGCGUGGCCAGGGAGUGGCUGUACCUCCUGUGUCAUGAAAUGUUGAAUCCAUAUUACGGCCUGUUCCAGUACUCCACCGACAAUAUCUACACACUACAGAUCAACCCUGACUCCUCCAUUAACCCAGACCACCUGUCAUAUUUCCACUUUGUGGGUCGUGUGAUGGGCCUGGCAGUUUUCCAUGGUCACUACAUCAACGGGAGCUUCACGCUGCCCUUCUACAAACAGCUGCUAGGCAAACCCAUCCAGCUCAACGACCUGGAGACCACCGAUCCAGAAUUGCACAAGAGUCUUGUCUGGAUAUUAGAGAACGACAUCACUUCAGUUCUCGACCACACAUUCUGUGUGGAACACAAUGCCUUUGGGAAGUUUCUACAACAUGAACUCAAGCCUAAUGGACGCAAUAUCCCAGUCACUGAGGAGAACAAAAAGGAAUACGUAAGACUGUAUGUGAACUGGAGGUUUAUGCGUGGAAUUGAAGCCCAGUUUCUGGCUCUACAGAAGGGAUUCAGUGAGCUCAUCCCCCAGCAUCUCCUCAAACCAUUUGACCAUAAAGAACUUGAGUUGAUCAUCGGUGGAUUGGGGAAGAUAGACCUUGCAGACUGGAAGACAAAUACCCGCCUGAAGCACUGCACAAGUGAAAGUAACGUGGUGCGGUGGUUCUGGCAAGCGGUGGAGGCCUUCAGUGAGGAGAGGAGAGGACGCCUGCUGCAGUUUGUGACGGGCUCGACAAGGGUCCCCUUACAGGGAUUCAAAGCGCUGCAGGGCUCUACAGGUUCUGCAGGACCAAGACUCUUCACCAUCCAUUUGAUAGAUGCCAACACAGACAACCUGCCCAAGGCUCACACAUGUUUUAACAGAAUAGACAUCCCUCCCUAUGAGACAUAUGAGAAACUUUACGAGAAACUCUUGACGGCUGUGGAGGAGACCUGCGGCUUUGCUGUGGAGUGAUGAAUCCACAACCAAAACUGACAUACACACGUCACACUUGAGCUUGCACUUGCACACAACUAUUUUGACAUUUUACAUAUAUACACAGAAUAUCAAGUAUACAUCAAGAGUAUACAGAGCGGCCAAGCAUCACAAGAACACACACAACAGUGUCUUGCCACCUCUUCACCACCGAACUGUUGGGGUUAAAGGAGGAAGCACAGCAGAAAGGCAAAAAUUAAAUAAUAAAAAAAAGACUAAAAGUAUUUUAAAUUUUUUCAAAUGUUUUGAAGAAGCAUUUUUAUCCUUCAGUUUUAACAAGCUAUGAUGUCAUUCUUCAGAAUGUCGACCACCACAGCAACUCUGACUCCAGUCACAACUCGAGUCUCUGGUCAGCAUCAAAGCCAAUCACACGCGAGCCUACGAACAGAGACGUAAACAAAAAAAAUUCUGAAGAACAAAGCGGAGACUGGAUGUCUUUUUCUCUGACAAGCUGAUUGAUUGAGUAGUAUUCAUGCUUCAUGUUUAACCACUGGUGUGUAUCAGAAUGUGUGCAUGUAUGUGUGCAUGUGAUAGAGCGAGUGAAUGUGUGUGAGUGCGAAUGUGUGUAAGGCAUGGCAACCGGUUACUCUGUUUAAAAGAAAAAAGAAAAAAAAAACUAAGAAAAAAAAGAUCAAACGAGCCUGCUCCUCUGUUAAGUAACUUCUUGUCUCUUCCGUUUGUACUUGCAACCACUCUGAUCCAUAUUUUAUUAUUUAUUACUAAGUGAUUACUGACCAAGCUGCUAUUUGCUCUACAAAGAGCUCACACUAAUCUAUUCAUCACCCCCCUCUACCAGAGAUGUAGGGUCAAUUCACUUGCAAUUCAAGUAAUCCACAAGGUGGGUUUUAUUGAAUUUUGUUACUUUUUUAACAUUCAUAUUAAUGCAGAGAAAUUCUCUUGAGUGUAUGAAAACUGUUUGUGUGUUGGUGUUUUGAAUACCAUGUUACAUAUAUUGAAGUGAAUGGGAACUGAUCUUCCCAAUCCUAGUUUUAACAUCUAACUCAUCUUUUAAGAUUUACUCUACUGACAUUAUGGAGAAGUUAGAAGACACAACCUGGAUUUUUGUGUUUCAUCAUAAUGAGCCACAAAAAUAGAAAAGGGGUCAGCUUCAGGAAUUCUUCAAUUGUAUGUAACAUGUAUAAUAAAAUGUCCUAAGCCUUUCGUACAUGUUAGUUUGUCCAUGUCAUCAUCUUUUUACUCUGGCCCUGAUGUCUCCCUGCUUGCCUCUUUUUUUCUCCAUAGCUUGAAUGUUAGGAGGAGGUUCCCUUUAUCACGCAGCCAUCAUCCUCAAAACUAUGAAUGAACAAAGUCUCUUUACAGUCAUUAAUACUCCUUAGAAGCAAAUGAAAUCAAAAACCUAAGUGUUGAGAGAGUAAUGUGGG
Sphaeramia orbicularis (orbiculate cardinalfish) is the source of this 3819-nucleotide messenger RNA. RefSeq names its product SMAD specific E3 ubiquitin protein ligase 1 (gene smurf1). The transcript is spliced from 18 exons. Gene Ontology annotation, cellular component: cytoplasm. Bases 221 to 2416 code for a protein of 731 amino acids. Lineage: Eukaryota; Metazoa; Chordata; Actinopteri; Kurtiformes; Apogonidae. Gene Ontology annotation, biological process: negative regulation of BMP signaling pathway; protein ubiquitination; proteasome-mediated ubiquitin-dependent protein catabolic process. The record is from RefSeq and is a predicted model, not a curated record. Gene Ontology annotation, molecular function: SMAD binding; ubiquitin protein ligase activity.